CAAAACCACGCCCCUGUCCCGCCUCUCCUAGAUUUCCCCGCGAGUCGCAGGCCCUCCCCACGCUUGGAAGAUGGCGGCUUCCUUGGGAAGGUUACUUCGGGCUUCGGUCACUCAGCAUGUGAACUUCUUUCCCUUGGGCAUUUCUGCAGCCUUUAGGCCUGUUGCUGAUAGAAACACAUUCCCAGCCAACAUAAUGCCCAUGAGUGCUACCCAUUCAAGAUUUUCUUUCAGCACCAGUUCUUCAACUUAUGUGCCUGCUGUAACUCAACAUGCACCACAUUUUAAGGGUACAGCUGUUGUCAAUGGAGAAUUCAAAGAAAUAAGCCUUGAUGACUUUAAAGGCAAAUAUUUGGUGCUUUUCUUCUAUCCUCUUGAUUUCACUUUUGUGUGUCCAACAGAAAUUGUUGCUUUUAGUGACAAAGCUAACGAAUUUCACGAUGUGAACUGUGAAGUAGUUGCGGUUUCAGUGGAUUCCCACUUUAGCCAUCUUGCCUGGAUAAAUACACCAAGAAAGAGUGGCGGUUUAGGUCAUAUGAAUAUUGCGCUCCUAUCAGAUUUAACCAAACAAAUUUCCCGGGACUAUGGUGUUCUGCUGGAAGGACCUGGUGUUGCAUUAAGAGGUCUCUUCUUAAUUGACCCUAAUGGAGUUAUCAAACACAUGAGUGUCAAUGAUCUCCCAGUGGGCCGAAGUGUGGAAGAAACUCUUCGUUUGGUGAAGGCAUUCCAGUUUGUGGAAGUGCAUGGAGAGGUCUGUCCAGCAAAUUGGACACCAGAUUCGCCUACGAUCAAGCCGUCUCCAAAUGCUUCCAAAGAGUACUUUGAGAAAGUGAAUAAAUAAAGGACACCAUGUAUUGAAGACCUGCAUGGCUUUUUAAAUUAUGAAGAAACCACAAAUUGGAAUCUACAUUAACAUGCAAAAAAUUACUGCAUAUAGAAGUGUAGAAUAUGUACAAGUUAUGCUUAUAUCUGUGAAUACCCCAAAAUGCUCAGUUUUCAUAAAAUUGCCCCCCAAACUAUUUAGCCUUAAUAGUUGUUGCUAGUUUAAAGGAUCCUUUAGUACCAAAUCCUUGCUUUUCUCAUAGUUCUCCUUUACAAAUUACACUUACCAUAUAGUUUAAUAAUUUUUUAAAAAUCUGCAAAGGGAUACUUAGUUAAGGGAAAGCAGCUAUACCUGUUUACCUAUAACUCAAGGUCCUCAAAGCAUCCUGAUUAAAUGUUUGCCACACCUGUUUUUUUUGCAUAUCGUCUUUUUUUCUCCAUAAAGUGAAUGUCUUGUAAUUAAAGAUAACUUUAAAGGUCUAAUUUGACUCGUGGCACAUUUGAGUAUAAGACAAGUAUGAAGUAUAUUUGCUUAAAAGAAAAUCCAGAACUUACAGUGAUCAAGUAGUUAAUCAUGGUGGGCAGACCAGAGAUUGUUAAUUUAGGGUUCAUUUUACUAUUAUUUGAAGUUUGAGUGAGCUUUAUGUCUUGAUACAUUUCAAAUACUAUUUAAUUUCAUUGUAAAAGAUAUCUGUUGAAUCCCGGAGUUAUAUAUAAUGAAGCUUUGGCAAUUAUUAUAACAUUUAUUUUUCUAGCUGAGGAAUAACUCAGUGUAUGUUCUUUAAUCAAGAAUAAAGAAAUUUUAAACUAUC
Phascolarctos cinereus (koala) is the source of this 1631-nucleotide messenger RNA. It is a transcript of the gene PRDX3, whose product is annotated as peroxiredoxin 3. NCBI's taxonomy places the organism in Eukaryota, Metazoa, Chordata, Mammalia, Diprotodontia, Phascolarctidae. The record is from RefSeq and is a predicted model, not a curated record. Gene Ontology annotation, cellular component: cytosol; mitochondrion. Gene Ontology annotation, biological process: hydrogen peroxide catabolic process; cellular response to stress; response to oxidative stress. Gene Ontology annotation, molecular function: thioredoxin peroxidase activity.